AUGGAUGGGCAGCACUGGGUUUGCUUUGUGGACAGUGAGCAGAGGAGCAGCGAGGGACUCGCCUUGGCUGCAGCCAGCAAGCUGGAGGUCUCCAUGCCAGCGGUGGUCGAAGUGGAGAGUGGGGGCACGGCCAGGAUCGAAUGCAACUUCUACAUCCCUGGAAAUGGUUCCUACACCUACAUCAACUGGUUCUACGUGAAUUGACCGGAACAACUGGGUGAGGCUGUGCCGCAUCACGGCAGCGAGGUCCUGGAGGAGAACACAGACUACAAGGGACGGAUGUCAGUGGGGGAGGACAAGGCCCUCUCCAUCAGCAGGGUGACGAUGCUGGACGCCAAGACCUUCGUGUGCCAGGUCGGGGCAGGCAGCCACGGCGAAGGCGAGAACCGUACUGAGCUCCACGUCUACAAGGUCCCUGAGGCCCCUGAGAUCACGCCGAAUGCAGGAGGCAUCUCCGUGCAGAGCAGUGACAUCUCACAGAUUGCCCAGUGCGUGAGCAGGAACAGCUUCCCACCCCCCAACAUCACAUGGCACAAGAACGGGGAGAAGCUGCAGCCAGAGGAGAAGAUGGUGAAGAUCCCAACCACGCUGACCCGUGAGUCAAGUGGGCUGUACACAGUGAGCAGCACCCUCUUCGCCCACGUCACCCGGGAGGACCGCAACUCUCUCUACUACUGCACUGUGCACUACUGGCUGCGGGGAGAGAGGCGCACCGUUGAGUCACGGCGAGUCAACGUCACCGUCUUCUACCCCGCAGAGCAUGUGAAGCUGCACGUCAUGCCAUCCUCUACGCUGGUGAAGGAAGGGGACGACAUAAAGCUGGUGUGCGAGGCCGAUGGGAACCCAGCACCUGUCUUCAGCUUCUAUAAGAGAGAGCUGGAGGACAACUGGCAGGACCUGACUUCACUGGCAGACACCAACAGUGGGGUGCUGAACCUGCACGAUGUGAAUAAGAGCAGCAGCGGCCUGUACAGAUGCCAGACCCUGGACUUGGAUGAUAUGAGACAACUGGAGAAGGAUGUGGAGCUUGUUGUGAACUACAUUGAAGGGGUCCAUGUGAAGAUGGAGCCACCCUCACCCCUUCACGAAGGGGACAGUGUGAGGCUGAGCUGUGACGCCCACAGCCCUGUGGCCCUGGACUACCAGUGGAGGGACGAGAAGGGCAGGAAGGUCGCGGAAGGGAACCAGCUCUUCCUGAGCAACCUCACCUUUGAAACCUCCAGCAACUUCAGCUGCAAGGUGAUUGCUCCAAGCGUGCCUGGGCUGGAGCAGAGCAAGCAGGUGGCUGUGGCUGUUCAGGGGAAGCCGAGGAUCGUCGCCAUCAGCUCCCCGCUGUACGUGCGGCAGGACGAGGUGGUGAACCUGACCUGCAAGGCCAUCGCGUUCCCCAGGCCCUCUGUCCACUGGAAUGUCAAUGGGACGGCUCAUGAGUACGUUGAAAAUCAGCACAUUGCCAGCAACCUGACGGUGCGUGUGAACCACGACCUGCUGCGGGCAGGGGCCAUGUGCAGGGUCUCCAAUGCGCUGGGUGUCAGCGAGAAGCACAUCCAGCUGCUGGAUGAAAAGACAUCAGAGAGCAAAGGGGUGAUCAUUGUGGCGAUCAUCGUCUGCAUCCUUGUGGUGGCUGUGCUGGGGUCUGUCAUCUACUUCCUGCACAAGAAAGGCAAGAUCCCAUGUGGCCGCGCUGGGAAACAGGACAUCACAAAGCCAGAGGCACGUAAAGACAAGAUUGUAGUUGAAGUUAAGUCAGAUAAACUUUCCGAAGAGGCGGGGCUCCUGCAGGGUGCCAACGGCGAGAAGAGAUCUGCCGAAAAAAAAUCCGAGAAAUACAUCGAUCUGAGAAACUAG
This is a messenger RNA of Charadrius vociferus (killdeer), 1848 nucleotides long. It is a transcript of the gene MCAM, whose product is annotated as melanoma cell adhesion molecule. Gene Ontology annotation, cellular component: plasma membrane. Gene Ontology annotation, biological process: angiogenesis. NCBI's taxonomy places the organism in Eukaryota, Metazoa, Chordata, Aves, Charadriiformes, Charadriidae. The record is from RefSeq and is a predicted model, not a curated record.